GCUACAUGACGUGGUAUAAAAAUCUCACAAGUCCUACUGAUGCAGACGCGCCGUUGUCUGCUUAUCUGUCGGAUACUGGAAACUUCAUUGUGAGUAAUUACUCUGGUGCCAUCUUGUGGGAAAGCUUUGACUACCCAAGUGAUGUCUUAAUUCCAGGAAUGGUGCUAGGGUAUUAUCCUGGAUUGGAUUACGCCCGAACCAUAACUUCUGACGACCUCUUCUUCUACGAGGCAGGGACAGAAACAGGGUAUGAACAGUAUAUAUGGGGGAGUGGUGGUACUAAAAUUUGCCGUAUCGACCCCAUAUACACUGCAAAGGCAAUGGUCCAGGCAAGAACAAACAAUAGUUACACUUAUAGUUUGCGUAGGAGCACCACAACCAGCUACCACGCAAGUUUGAAAAUGAACCAUACUGGCUUGUUGAUCUGGUCCGAGUGGACUCCGGAAGAUAGAGAGUGGAAGGAUUUGGUGAUCGCACCAUCUGAUAUUUGCGAUAAAUACACAACUUGUGGAACGAAUACGAACACGUACUGCUCUAUGAACCCCCUCAAGUCUUGUGAAUGUUUUCCAGGGUUUCGGUCGCCAACUGCUUCAGAGAGGAAUCAAAAUGGCGACGCUUCAAGUGGAAAUUGCGUGAGACCUGCUCCGAUGAUGAUGGGUUUCAGCCGCUGAAGAAUAUGAAACUAAUUCCUGAAACUGAUAAUUGGACAAUUUCUUACGAGGGAGUGGGGUUGGAGGAAUGUAAGGAGAGGUGUCUCAAAACCUGUAACUGUACAGCGUUUGCAAACACGGACAUGCCAAAUGGUGUGCGGAGUUGUGUGAUGUGGACACGAAGCUUGGAGGAUACUCGACGUUAUAGCACCAACCGGGGUCAAAAUCUUUACGUCAAACUGGCUGCUCUUGAUAUGGAGAGAAAAAGGAAAAAUCAAAACAAAAAGAAACUGACUAUUGGAUUAAUCGUUUGCGGAAGCCUUUUGCUUCUUCUAAUUGUCGGUGUCGUCACGUUCUGCUGCUGGAAGAGAUACAAGAAUGCAGUUUUGUUAGCACCUGUAGAGGUAACGAACCAGAGCCUACCUCUGGACGAGGAGGAGAUGACGAAUGGUGGUUUGACAUCUCCAUUCAUACAGUUUGACGUCAUCGCCCAAGCCACAAAUAAUUUUCAAGAUAAAAUCGGAUCGGGUGGCUUCGCCAAUGUUUACAGGGGGAGGUUAGUUGACGGGCGAGACAUAGCGGUGAAACGUCUUUAUAAACUGACAGAUGACGCAAUCCAAGGGUUCUGGAACGAAGUCAACCUCAUAGCACUUCUGCAACACACAAACCUCGUUCGAGUUAUUGGAUAUUUUCAUGACCCUGAAACCAAGAUUCUCGUCUACGAAUACCUGCCAAAUUCUAGCCUCAACACUUACAUUUACAAAACAACCCGGAGCAAUGUGCUUGAUUGGAACAAACGGAUGGACAUCGCCAAGGGAAUUGCUCGAGGGCUACUAUAUCUUCACCAAGAUUCCAGGGUUAGGGUCAUUCACCUUGACCUCAAACUCAGCAACGUCUUGCUUUGCGACCAAAUGAUACCUAAGAUCUCGGAUUUUGGAACGGCUAAGCGCCUUGAUGGGGAGGAUACUCAAGCUGUUACGAAUACCGUGACUGGAACUCGCUGCUAUAUGGCUCCAGAGUACGCAAUAGAUGGCGUGUGCUCCCUUAAAGCUGAUGUGUUCAGCUUUGGAGUGCUGCUUCUUGAAAUGGUCAGCGGAAUAAACGUAAUAGAGUUCAAUAAGCAAGAUGACGGUCAUCAACGUUUCUUACGCUUCACGUGGAACCUAUGGCUUCAAGGCAAAGUGCUAAAGAUCGUAGACCAAUAUUUCACAUCAUCAUCAUCAUCAACUUCGUAUCAACCAGAAGAAGCUCUCAGGUGCAUUCAAAUUGCCCUCUUGUGUGUUCAAGCCCACGCCGAGGACAGGCCCCUCAUGGAUUCUAUUAUUUUGAUGCUUGGGAGUCAAAACGAGGUAAUCAGGCUUCCUAAACCGCCUUUGGAGGCUGACUCGUUGCCUGAACAAGAUCCACAAGAUGAAUCUUCCACGACAAGUACUGUAGCGACGGCUUAGACUAUUGUCGCUCGGUAAUGACCAAGUUCGCUGCGUACUUGUGACGAUUUCGUAUUAUUUUCUUUGUAUGCAGUUAUAUAAAAUUAAUAGCCACGAUCAGGACUGGUAACGAUGUGGAUUUUCCAUGGAGUGGGUUUUAAUUGUUUUCUUCUAACAAUCAUUUUGGGUCCAACACAAAUUGAGUGACAACUAACGUGACACGUUCACGUUGCUCCGAUCCUCGAGAGUUUCCUAGGAGACAUACUCUUUGGACCGUUUUGGUGCACGUCCUCUAUAACCUAAGAGUCUUUUGAUUGAUUUUAAGCUAAUAACGACUAUGGUUUGCUUUCUUCUGUGAGUGUGUGCUUUUUUUCAUGAGCCUUGGUAUCAAACGCUUACUCUUCCAGCGUUCAUUUUAUUACUCGAUCUUUAUAACUCUACGCACGAUCUCUAUGGACGUCGAGAUUCCUCUUCCUCUAACGGAUUCUCCAUCCUCCUAUAUAUGCUUUUUGUAAAAUCCAGCCCACUCCUUUCCUCAAGAACGAUGAUUACAAGUAUGUUCGUGUUAUUGGUAUGUUUUAUCUACCUUGAGCCCUCUGUACAAUGACUACAGGAAAGUGAGGCAAUCUGUUGGGAGGUUUGAGAUGACACAUGUGGUGGAUGAGCUCAUUGAGGAGCUUUUAACCAAGGACUAUUCUUGUGGAUAUUUCAAUGCCACCCUUUGAAGAAAAGAAUGGUGCGUUGGAGCCGAGGAAAAGUUUUUUGGGAUGGCUGACAUAUCUGAAGAUGAGAAGGAUCAUCACCGUAGGAGUCCUGAAAUAGAAAAAGAGAGGGAUAGGAGACGUGAUAGUCAUAGCAGAGUUUUAACAGUUUGACUCCAAUGUUUUAUUCUGUUAAAAAAAAAGACUCCAAUGUUUUGUUACUUCUGUAUAAUAUAAUGGUCACAUUUGGAAUAAAAAAACAUUUAUGUUGUGCUAAGGUGGAAAGCAAAGAAUUCACACCGCUUAUUAGUGAAGAUUCAA
This is a messenger RNA of Raphanus sativus (radish), 3099 nucleotides long. Its product is annotated as putative serine/threonine-protein kinase receptor. The coding region runs from base 560 to 2098 and encodes 512 amino acids. NCBI's taxonomy places the organism in Eukaryota, Viridiplantae, Streptophyta, Magnoliopsida, Brassicales, Brassicaceae. The record is from RefSeq and is a predicted model, not a curated record. Gene Ontology annotation, molecular function: ATP binding; protein kinase activity. Gene Ontology annotation, biological process: protein phosphorylation. The transcript has 12 exons.